This is a messenger RNA of Electrophorus electricus (electric eel), 1901 nucleotides long. It is a transcript of the gene polr3glb, whose product is annotated as RNA polymerase III subunit GL b. Gene Ontology annotation, cellular component: RNA polymerase III complex. NCBI's taxonomy places the organism in Eukaryota, Metazoa, Chordata, Actinopteri, Gymnotiformes, Gymnotidae. The record is from RefSeq and is a predicted model, not a curated record. Gene Ontology annotation, biological process: transcription by RNA polymerase III.
AGAUUUUCUUGAACGGAACGCACCGGAGAUUUGUUUCCAUUGUUUGGCGGGGAACUUCGCAUCAAGUCUUUAGAUAGCUUACGUUCUUGUCUUGUCUUAGAUAAAAUGUUCGCAAUAUAUUUUAAUUACAAACAUGCAAUAAACAGAAGCUAAACUGCACGAGUUAAUCAGGCUUUCGUUCAUCACACGAUUAUCGACAGUGCAGUAAAAUUAGCAUGACGCUUAGGUUAGCUGUCCCGCUAGCUAACCACAACGUUGUUUAUAUAAGAUAGAUAGCUUUCUGUACUUUUUUGUCUUGUUAGAGGACCUGUCACGGUUCAGACGUUAGACAGUUUAUUUAGGAAAAGGUUUACUGAAAGUUUAAUGAAGUAAAGGUAUUCUAGCUAGCUAGCCACUAUAUGAGCUGUUAUUUGCUAGGAGGUAAUAACAAGAUUUCACAAGUUAGGCACGUCUUGGCGUAUGUUUCAGCCGCCACGUUUAGUUACUGUACGAUUCCGCCAGAAGACACAUCUUAGUAUUGUGAUAUUCACAUGACCGUACAAUGGCGGGACGAGGGCGUGGCAGAGGACGAGGUCAGUUGAGUUUCUGCAUGGAGGCAGUGGGAAUAGCCAAAGGAGACAACCUCCCGCCUUCAACCAUCCAGCCUACAGCACUGUUUCCUCCCUUAGAGCACAAGCCAGUACCCUUGCAGACAGGGGAGGAGGCAGAGUACAUGCUCGCCCUGAAGCAGGAAAUCAGAGGAACCAUGAAGACUCUGCCUUUCUACAUACGGCCUGUGGCGCCCAAGAAAGAUGUGGAACGUUACUCUGACAAAUAUCAGAAUGGUGAACCGUCAGACAACACUAUAGAAUGGAGCCCAGACUGGAGGCGUUUGCCAAAGGAGCUGCGUGUGCGGACGAAGAGGCCUCUGAUUGAGAAGACCCCAGCUGUUCCCAAACAAAGCAAACAGCCACGAGUGGACAAAGAGGAAAUCAUCCGCAAACUGGAGACGCUGGAGAAAAAAGAGGAGGAGGUGAGUUCUGAUGAAGAGGAGGGCGAGAAGAAAAAAACAGAGGAGGAGGAGGCAGAGGGUGAGGAGGAGUAUGAUGAGGAAGAGUUUGAAGAGGAAACAGACUACAUCAUGUCAUACUUUGACAAUGGCGAAGACUUUGGUGCAGACAGCGAUGAAAAUAUGGAUGAAGCUAUUUACUAAUGCUGAUGUGGAGAACUGAAUCCAGCAAUCAACCAUUUUACACUGUAAAAUGUAAUUAAUUCCACUCAUUGAGUUUUUUUCCAGUGGCCAAUGGAAACCUACAUUAUAGAUGUAAUUGGUCAGAUUUUCUUCAAGAAAUUUCCUAACUUUAUUGAAUCCAGCGUGUUUCUGACAAUUGAAUUAAAUCUUGUUUGAAAUGUUUUUUCAAAAAAAUGAAAAUUUUCAAGUAAAAUUACAAGUAAAUUUCACAUUUUGCUUAAAGUAAUUGUAAAAAGAAACAUCAGCUUUCCAUUUUAAGGAGGUGUUUGUAGAAUUUUAACAAUGAGCUGUGUAUAUUUUUUUAUUGAAGUGUUUGUUAUUCAUCAACAGUAGCAGUUAUAUUUAUUUUUAUGUUUUGUUUUAUUUGUUGAGUUAAUAAUGAAUAUAAACAUUUUUAUAAAUUUGAAUGUUUUAUACAUUAUAUUUUAGUCAGUUUAUACAUUAUAUUUUAGUCAUUUUAAUAUUACAAGAACUGAAUUCAGUAGUUGGAUAACAUUUGUUAACAUGUGAUGUUCCUCCUGACCCACCAGCACAAACCAACAACAGCUGAAUCGAAGACAAAGAUUAUUAAUGAUUAGUACUUGGGGACUUUGUUGUAUUUUGUGAUGCUAUGUGAUAGACACAUUUGUGUCAGUGACAAUAAGCACAAUAAAUUGAUGUUUUAAAUAAG